This is a messenger RNA of Dermacentor silvarum, 4028 nucleotides long. It is a transcript of the gene dnt, whose product is annotated as tyrosine-protein kinase RYK-like. Gene Ontology annotation, biological process: cell surface receptor protein tyrosine kinase signaling pathway; protein phosphorylation; axonogenesis. The record is from RefSeq and is a predicted model, not a curated record. Gene Ontology annotation, molecular function: ATP binding; protein kinase activity. Lineage: Eukaryota; Metazoa; Arthropoda; Arachnida; Ixodida; Ixodidae. Gene Ontology annotation, cellular component: signaling receptor complex. Bases 1 to 1788 code for a protein of 595 amino acids. The transcript has 11 exons.
AUGGCGGCACUGGCCGUGGCGGCUGCUGCCCUGUCUCUGCUCAGCGCCGCCGCUUCAUCGAAGGCCGCGUUCAACCUCUACCUCAAGCAGCACGAAUCCCGGCGGCUGUUCGGUCUGGACGUGGAGCUGUACUACGUGAAGGAGGGCCGCCGGAACGAGUACGCGCUGGGCUUCGUGGUGCCCGUGCCGGCCAACGUGUCCGAGCUCGAAUUCGUCUGGCAGGCGCUCGGGCCGCUGCCGCUCGCCUACGCACUGGACGUGCAGGUGAACGAAGGCCGGGGCCACCGUGCCUUGGGCGCGCCGUCCCUGGACGUGUCCCCACGGGGUACCCUGCCAGCGACGCCGCGCAGCUUCCGGGUGCGGCUUCCUUGCACGGGCCUCGCGAGCGCCGAGGUGCCCGUGCGCAUCGUGCUCAACGUGUCCGUGGUGGCACCGUCGGACGCGCAGCUCUUUCACCCCGACGGCCGGCUGCUGCAAGCCGCCGGCUACGACCUGCCGCCGGCCUACUAUGGCACCCGGCCGGCGAACACCUCGGUAUCGCUGCCGCGGAACAAGAUUUGCGCCAAAGACGCGCAGUCUGCAGACGAGGUGGCCGGCUUCGUUCCCUCGCCGGUGGCCUCGUCCACUUCCUCGUCCUCUCGGUCGCUGGUCGUGGCGGCAGGCUGCUCGUGCGCCGUGCUGGCCGCUCUGGCUCUCGCUGCCGCCGUCGCCUGGCUUGUGCGCGUGCGCAAACCCUCGCCCAGCAGGGACGCCCCAAUCGAGGAGCCCUCGUGGCAGACUUGGUCUUCACCCGACGGUCGGCCGCUUUCGUGCGGUCCUCCUUGGAUGCUGGGUGCACACCGGGACGACCUCGGCCCACGCAGGGACCACUCGCCUCCUGCCGUGCGACCACCCUCGGGGUCUGGCGGGGAGCCCGAUACAGUUCAUUCAGACUUCACCCAGAGGCUGGCGGAGAUCCACGUGGACAGGAGAAAAGUAACGUUCCUGGAAAAGCUCCACCAGGGCACGUUCGGCCAAAUCUUCCACGGCCUCUUGGUAGAAGAUUGGGCUGAAGUGGGCGCUGAACAAAAUGUGCUCAUCAAGACCGUCACCGGCGAGGCGUCGGCGGCGCAGGCUGCACUGGCGGUGCGCGAGGGCCUGUCCCUGCUGGGCAUGAACCACGCCAACGUGCUGUCGGUGGUGGGAGCCGCAUGCGACGGCCAGCCCCUGCUGCUCUACCCGUACAUGAACGCCGGCAACCUCAAGCGAUUCCUCAAGCAGGCCGACCAGGUGCUGGUCACUCAGGACUUGGUGGACAUGGCUAUCCAGAUGGCUGAAGGGUUGCAGUACCUGCACAAACGGGCCUUCGUGCACCGAGACGUGGGGACCCGGAACUGCGUUGUGGACGACCGGCUGCACGUGAAGCUGACCGACAAUGCCCUGUCGCGGGACCUGUUUCCGGACGACUACCACUGCCUGGGCGAUGGGGAGAACCGGCCCGUCAAGUGGCUCGCACUCGAGAGCCUCGAGCGGGGCCUCUUCUCGCCCUCCUCCGACAUCUGGAUGUUUGGCGUGGCGCUGUGGGAGCUCAUGACGCUGGCGCAGCAGCCGUACGCCGAGCUCGACCCGUUCGAGGUGGGCGAGCAGCUGGAGCAAGGGUACCGGCUCGCGCAGCCCGUCAACUGCCCCGACCCACUGUACCUGGUGAUGGACACUUGUUGGCGCGCGGACCCGGAGCAGAGGCCCUCGUCGGCAGUCCUGCUGCGCCUGCUGGCGGACCUGUACGCGGCCCUGAACCGCUUCAUCUAGGCCGUUUCAGCCGUCCAGACAAUCAGACUGGCCCUCCAUCAUUGCGCUGCGUUCUGUGGUGCGCGCUAACUACGGUCGCAGGGCUGCGCCCGUGGCGUUGUCGUACCGCGCUGUCACACUCCGGCCCACCAGAGUGCAGAAAUAUGACCGCUUCACGUGCUAAGCGGGCACUUCGCCGCGGCUUCCGUCGAUCCAGGGACCAGGUCGUCCGCACGUACAGACCCCAUCAACUACUCCGAAUGGUUGGCGUGUAUGAGCGGCCCUCACUCAAAAACCGCUUUUCAUGAGAAACGCUUUGCGAACCUGGCUCCAGGCAAUGUCGGGCCCGUCUGGAUCGGGCCGUGGGCGAAGAAGACAGCUCGUUGUGUUACUUUUGCCGUGAACACCGUGGAGUCGUACACCGUACGUAUACGUCCCGCGCUGUGCCUUGACCGCCCUCGAGCUUAAUUAAUCCCGCUUAAUGUUGCCGCGGGACUGGGCGGCAAGCCGUGGUGCACUGGGGCGCUUGCACUACGUGGUGACUGUGUGGCCUAUCAUUGGAUGAACUUGUUCGAGGUGUGUAAAGGGUUCCUGAAACGGUCGCUAGAAAGCACUGGUGCCGCGGCGACAGCGGUCACAAGCUUGGAGAAUGGCAUUCGCCCUUUGUGUUUUCAUGUAGCCACUCCUGAGGUGCCGGAGACGUGUUAAGUAAUGUGCCGCAAGGUGCUCACGUGGUUGAGCUGCCUCAGAGGUGCGUUAAAAAAAGUCCUGCUCACUUGAUGGUGCUUUCGGUCAAAGCGGCCACACUGUCGGGCGUGGUAUCAGACAAUAAAUAUUCAAAUGCGAUCUGCAUGCAAGGCUUGACUGAAAAGGAACUUGUCGUUUUGCUGGGAAAAUGAAAGCGUGAAGCGCGUGUAUACUACGAAGAAAAAAAGAUUCACUUUGUGCUCCAGCUGUGUGUUGCUUUCGUACGCACGCCUUUCACUCGACCGUUUCAGGACGCCCUAUAGGAGAAAGCGCCUUCGCUGGAACGCCUAGAAUACCGGUAGCGGUGCUAGCUCGCUGUUGAUGUGUCAUGUAUAUCUCCGUGACUUUCGUACUGGUGAAAUUGAAAGGAUGUAUCGCACCGUAAUAAUAAAUGAGUGAUGUGCGUCAGCAAAACUCGAGCGGCUCAGACUGUCGUAGCGCAAAACGAGAGCUCUGUAAGGUGCGCGAUAUUAUGACCACAGAUCAGGGUUUGCCGACUGAGGCAACAGCAAAAGCGCGCUUGCUAAGUGGACGUACGUACUCGUAAUCUCCGCAGAGCAGGGAACGUACCGUUGACGCGAGUGGCAUAAUUGACAAACGACGCCUGGUGCCGUGAGACAGAAGCGUGCCAGGUUUCCGUGGUAGUCAAGUCGACGAGUCAGUCAUCAAGUGGCGCCAGCAUGCGGUGGGCCGCAAGUCUCCCGAAGCUUAUGUGACGUUGUCGAGCCUUGCGUGUUACUGUGAUAAUGAGGGAAGCGGUUCUUCGCAGUACGUUACAGAAAGUGCGCUCUCUUACGCACGCGUCUUCUUCCUUUCGCUCUUAUUUCUGCGGGAAGAAACUUGCGUUCACUGUGCGCUUUGGUUUUAUGAGAUCACUCAGCAUGCGAAAGCAAAAAUAAUACCUGUGAACGGAUUUCUCAGGACAGCACCUGAAAACAAGUAUCAUCUGCCAGGCCGCGAGUGAAGCGAUAAUUUGAGCAAGUACAAUGUGUACUUAUUUAGUUAGUGUACUUUGGCGGCACCUCCAGGAUACCAAAGGAACAACGGCGACACCAUAGCUGGAAAAUAGACUGAUCCGUGGUUGGAGCAUCUCCGAGGUCACCGUUGCUGGAGGUGCAUAAGAUCGGGGACAGCCGAUGUCGUACAUCAAACACUACGCUACGCUCCGGCCUUGGCAGCUCCAACCCACGGACCGCCUUGGUUAUAACGAGGUUCUGUGUAAUCUCAAGUGCUGUCCUGAUGCCUCCGUUACCAGCGUUCUUUUUGUUUUCGUAGGACCAAAUCACACAGAAAACGUAAAUUCCUUCCCGCAGAAAGAAGUGUGAAAGAAAGAAUAUGUGCGCGCAGAGAGAAUUUGAAAAGUGGGUAUUUCUGUAACUUACUGCAAAGAACCACUCUCGAUAAAGAAUUGGCCGUGAGCCGCAGCGUCGGUGGCCGCGACAUCUUAUGAGCUUCUGUUCAACCACAGCGGCGUGUUAAAAGCGCAAUUUUAGUUGCAAGGUUUUUUUUGUUUU